AUGUCUCAUGCGGACGGGUCUGUGCCAUGCACGCCUGUCGUAGGCGCUGUAUGGCCAUCGCCCACGCCAGAUUCGCCGGGCGCCUCGAGCAGCUCGAGCGUGUUGUCCGAGGAGCGUGUCCGCCAGGUCGUCGCUCAGAGCGCCGCGCGCUGGGAAGUCGACAGCGACGUGGAUGCGUGCCGUCGGUGUGCGCGCCGGUUCACUCUCUUCUUCCGCAAGCACCACUGCCGGCGGUGCGGCCAGAUCGUAUGUGACGCAUGCUCAUCGCACCGCGCCGUCCUGCGCGCGCAGGAGCUGGUCAUUGAUCCCAUGCUCCCUGAGAUGCUCGAGAGCGAACUCCAGCACCCUACACGCGUGUGCGAUACGUGCGUCGAGGCCUACGGGCUCGAGGCGCCACCGCCCGCGCCCGGCCUCUCGCGUCUGUACCAGGUCCUGCGCUUCGAGGCACCAGGCACGCAGCCCGAGGCAGACGACCCUUUGAGCCGCUCCAGCAGCACGCUGAACGAGUGCCCCGCUUGUGACCGGCCCCUGUCGACCUUCCCUACCGCGGAAGCACGCGAGCAGCAUGUGGCGCAGUGCCUCGAGCACGCCGUGCGCCCCGGUGCUGCGCACCGCACUCACUACCUGGCCUCGCAGCUCACGGCCGACUCGCCCCUGAUCGGCAAAGAGUGUAUCAUUUGUAUGGAAGAGUUUGCGCCACACGACCACAUUGCGCGCCUCACCUGCUUUUGCUGCUACCACUACGCUUGGUACGACAAAGACCUGCCCUGUCCAUGA
Molecule: messenger RNA, 777 nt
Organism: Malassezia sympodialis ATCC 42132
Lineage: Eukaryota; Fungi; Basidiomycota; Malasseziomycetes; Malasseziales; Malasseziaceae
Exons: 2
Coding region: 1-777 (258 amino acids)
Biological process (GO): protein K48-linked ubiquitination; proteasome-mediated ubiquitin-dependent protein catabolic process
Cellular component (GO): cytoplasm; membrane; intracellular membrane-bounded organelle
Molecular function (GO): ubiquitin protein ligase activity; metal ion binding
Source: RefSeq, a predicted model, not a curated record